This is a messenger RNA of Aspergillus piperis CBS 112811, 1187 nucleotides long. RefSeq names its product E2 ubiquitin-conjugating protein UBC8. NCBI's taxonomy places the organism in Eukaryota, Fungi, Ascomycota, Eurotiomycetes, Eurotiales, Aspergillaceae. Gene Ontology annotation, biological process: protein polyubiquitination; ubiquitin-dependent protein catabolic process. The record is from RefSeq and is a predicted model, not a curated record. Gene Ontology annotation, molecular function: ubiquitin conjugating enzyme activity. The transcript is spliced from 7 exons. Gene Ontology annotation, cellular component: nucleus. Bases 203 to 787 code for a protein of 194 amino acids.
CACUUGUGCAAUUCGCCUUUGAAUCCAGAUUAUUCGGUGUCGACGGACUCGAGGUCUACUCUUACCUUCAUACCUACCUGCUUUAUCUGCAAGUCAUUCAAGAUGAGUAGCCCUAAGCGGAGAAUUGAGACAGAUGUCAUGAAGAUGUACGCACCCUUCCCCGUAUCCGGCACCGACCAUAUCUCCUCCAACUCGGGGAGGAAUGAGAACGCGAUUUCGGAUAUGGGACAUAUCAAUAGCUUUCAGGGGGACUUGUGCUGAUGGUUUGCAUAGGUUGAUGAGUGAUUAUGAGGUGACUCUGGUUAAUGAUAACAGGCAAGAGUUCUACGUGCGUUUCAAGGGACCGGAAGAGACACCCUUCGCCGGUGGCCACUGGAAGAUUCACGUCGAAUUACCCGAUCAAUACCCAUACAAGAGCCCGAGCAUCGGGUUUGUGAACCGGAUUUUCCACCCGAACAUCGAUGAGCUGUCGGGUUCCGUUUGUUUGGAUGUCAUAAACCAAACAUGGUCGCCCAUGUACGAUAUGAUCAACAUCUUCGAAGUCUUCCUUCCUCAGCUCCUGCGCUACCCCAACCCUUCAGACCCUCUGAACGGUGAAGCAGCUGCUAUGCUCAUGCGGGAGCCGAAAAGCUACGAGGCAAAGGUCAAGGAAUACGUAGCCAAGUACGCCAGCAAAGAGGCCGUCGACGAAGCCGGAGAAGACACAGAGUCGGAAGACGAACUGAGCUCGGCAGGCAGUUACGAGUCCGGCGGCGAAGAGCCAGCCGGUACAAUGGACGACGUUUAGUUCUGCCGCAGUUCAGUCUGUCUUAGACCAUUCGCGUCUUGAUUUGGACAUUUCACACCAGUAUAUUGCAUAGGCAUCGUUGUCUAUUAUCUGUUUUCGGUGUUAUUUACUAUUUGCUGCUUUUAUCUUUUGGGUGUCAGGCGGGAAGGCGUUUCUGGCGGAGUUCAGUCGUUUCAAAGUGCAGCAAUCGACUUAGUACGACAGUCGCAAGAGAAGGUAGCUAAUGGGCGAUCGGAUCAUGUAACAUGGGGGGUGUGCAAGUGCAGGAAGUUGACCGGCUGAUCCGUAUCUCUUCGACAGCAGCGUUACUUCCGCAGUGUCUGUUCUACUUCCCACCUCUCGCAGAUGUUCCAACAUAAAGACUGUAUAUCGCUAAUGGAGCAUUAUUGUUAUAUCCCAA